This is a messenger RNA of Anopheles aquasalis, 1113 nucleotides long. It is a transcript of the gene Osi10a, whose product is annotated as Osiris 10a. Lineage: Eukaryota; Metazoa; Arthropoda; Insecta; Diptera; Culicidae. Gene Ontology annotation, cellular component: membrane. The record is from RefSeq and is a predicted model, not a curated record.
AUGAUGGUGCUAGGACUAUUCCAGUUCACCACCCUGGUACGUGGCCAGCUGGACGAGUUCGAUUACUGCAUCCGGCGGCAACCGUCGCCCGGAUUGUUGCGAUGUGCCGGCCAGCAAGCACUCAGCUCGCUGCAGUUUCUCGAGGAAGCCAACAACUUUACCCUCGCGACCGGUGUACUGAUGAUCAAGGACGAUUCACUGCCAGCGUCACGCAUCAUACCCAACUUUAUCGAUCGCGAUCCACUCGACUUCAGAGGAAUACUGGAGAAUGCAGGCGCCGUGAUGGCCCAGCGCCAGAUGCUGUGGGACAUGGGCAUCAUCUAUCCGGGGCUGAAGCUGAAGCUUGGCCCAACCGCCGGUGCGGUUGGCAUUUUGGAGUUCGUGCUGGAUCCCGCGGCGUCCCAGAACGAUGAACGAUCGCUGUUCGAGGAAAAAUCCACAGCCCGUAUUCUCACCAAGAGCUUCGUGGUCCCGUUUCUGCUGGGGCUCAAGUUUAACCUGGCCACCCUGCUCCCACUGGUGUUCGGUGGACUGAUUUUGCUAAGCAAAAAGGCUCUCAUCCUGGGCAAGAUUGCUCUCUUCCUGUCCGGCAUGUUCGGAUACGGUUCCUUCUUUGCACCGUCGCUGGUCGGUGGCUUCGGAGGUGGUGGCUUCGGUGGCGGUGGUUUCAGCGGUGGCUACCAUGGUGGUGGGUACGGGUUCGGUUCGAAACCGUUCCGCUACAACAACCCACUGCAUACGCACCAUCACGGGGUGUCGCAGGCCGAUGAUCUUACGAGCGGUGGUUACUACAAGAAAAAGGACAAAUUCCUGAACCUGGACGAGCGUGUUGAACCAACGGCGGCACCACUGGUCGACAAGUUCUACGAGUACGAGAAGCAACAGAUGCUAAAGGACCGCACGGCCCGUCUCUUCGAGCGGAAGUUUUACGAGAAAGAACGGGAACAGCAGCAGCACGCACCGGCCGGUGGAUUGUCGACGGGUGGUGGAGAGUAUCCGUUCGUCACUUCCGAUUUGACUACCGAUCGGAAUGAACGAUCGCUGCCCGAUGGUGGUGGCACUGGUGGAGGAGGUGGUACCGCUGGACGUAACUUUGCCUGGAGUGACCAUUAA